AUGACAAUUUGUGGAAACGAGCCCCUGCCACCAUCCGCCUUGCCAUUGAAAACAAGACCAUUAUCAUUUAUGCCAAAACAUGAAUAUGCUUGUCUUGUAGGAUAUUAUCAAGCUGCGUACAAGAAUCCACAGAUCUCAGGUUGCAAAGAUGUAAUUGAUGACUCACCUUUCGUCAAUGACUGGAUCGAAAUGGUGAAGUCUGUUGAUCUUCUUGGGCAAAGCUACAAAGGGUACAUUGGCACGAAUGGCCGCGGAUCAUACAUACAAGCAUAUUUCACUGAACGAACUGAGUCGGAACAUGCGUAUGUUGGAGAGAUUCAGUAUCUUUUUGUUCACAAUUUUAGACCAACUGUUUCUUCUCUAACAUACAGAAAUCCCCAUAGUAGUCAGCAUGUAUUUGCAUUUGUCAAAUGGUUCAAAUCCACUUUGGACAAAACAAGAGAAUUAGAAGGAGUUGAGUUGUUACAAGAUGAAUUCUACAAGCAAGAUUUUCAAAGCAUCAUGCCAGUACAUCGGAUUCUCCUAACAGUUGCAAUAGUAGAUUACAAAACUAUAAAAAAUGUCAACAAAAAACUCGCAAUUCCUUUACCAAAAAAAAUUUACUAUUAA
This is a messenger RNA of Phycomyces blakesleeanus NRRL 1555(-), 609 nucleotides long. RefSeq lists its product as hypothetical. The record is from RefSeq and is a predicted model, not a curated record. The coding region runs from base 1 to 609 and encodes 202 amino acids. The transcript has a single exon. Lineage: Eukaryota; Fungi; Mucoromycota; Mucoromycetes; Mucorales; Phycomycetaceae.